Molecule: messenger RNA, 3022 nt
Organism: Acanthochromis polyacanthus (spiny chromis)
Lineage: Eukaryota; Metazoa; Chordata; Actinopteri; Pomacentridae
Gene: rps6kl1
Product: ribosomal protein S6 kinase-like 1
Exons: 12
Coding region: 283-2613 (776 amino acids)
Biological process (GO): protein phosphorylation
Molecular function (GO): protein kinase activity; ATP binding
Source: RefSeq, a predicted model, not a curated record
CCUGUGCUCUCUCCUCCUCUCCCGCUCCUGGGAUGUGUUCUGGCUGCUGAAGACACGACUGCUGCUGCUGAUGCUGCUGAUGCUGCUGCUGGGGUGGAGGGUCCAGGCCAUGCUCGCCUCACAUCAGAUGAUCAUGCUCUGCUGCAAAGACCUGAGCCUUGGAGUCACCGGGGGCAGACACGCACCAAGCCCAGUGACAACACACAGACAUGCGUCCUGCUGUUGAUAAGACCAAGGAGCAAAGGCCCAUCUGGACCUUGACUGGUCCUAAGCAAGGCAGCGAUGGCAAAGCGAGAUUACCUGGUGGAGGCAGCCAAGCAGAUCCGCAUGGCGCUGGAUAGUGAGGUCAAUGAAGACUAUGAGGCAGCUUUCAGUUACUACAAGAAUGGGGUGGACUUACUGCUGAAUGGGGUUCAGUUGGAUCCAAACAAAGACCGGCGGGAGGCUGUGAAGAGGAAGACAACCCAGUAUCUGAAGAGAGCCGAGGAAAUCUUUAUCACACAUCUACAGGAUAAUCUAGGAAAAGGGAGCUCUCAUUUAGGGGGCUACAGCAGUCUGAGAUUCCGUCCAAUCAGACACUUGAGUUCACCCGUAGAGGAUCUGGAGAUGUGUAAGGUGGUGGGAGUGACCGAUAAGGUCCUGAUUGUCCAAAGUAUGAUCAACAAAGAGACGUUUGUUGUGAAGAGUUUGGUGAAGUCGAGCUGGGAGAGCAGGGACCAGCCAACCAUCAUUCCUCAAGGGGUGCCAUACAUGGUGAAGCUGCUAAGAUAUUAUGUCAGUGAGGAUGCUGUGUACCUACAUCUUGAGCAUGUCAAAGGUGGGAGGCUCUUCUCCAAGCUGCACAAGCUGAAAAACGAGAAAGCCAAGGAGCACCCGGAAUGCUUCACUUCUGGCCAGCACAGCAUCAAGCUGAAGACCAGCCACACCUCACCCACAAUCAGCACAGACUACCAGCACAACAGCAGACAGAGCACAGCGGGGAUUCCAGAAAAACUAAGCGAUGAGAGCCCAGAUACAGACUUCAUAACCUCAUGGGACGAGACUCAGCAGCGACUGGAAAGCUGUGGGACUCACUCCUACAUCGAAGAGACAGGCUGCCUGCAGAACACUCGCUCUGCAGCGUCGUUUUAUACCAAGCUCGAUCGGCUAACUCUGCAUUCUGGCCCGACGAGGACACAAGUCAAUACCCACAUCCAUCCACCAGCUCCCAGUUUGUGUUUGCACUCCAGUGAAACUCAGGAAAAGCCUGCGCUUCCGCUCUCAUGCGCUCGUGUCAGUCAAGCUCUUGAUGUCAUGUCGGAACUCCAUAAAAAGAAACCAGUGAUGGGACUGAUAGAGUGCAGCUCUGAUUUCGAAGUGGCUUGGAAAGCUGCAGAUCCAGCGCACAACUGUGAGAAAAUCAACCCCUAUGCAGUGACUGACAGUGUUUUACCAAGCACACUAGGACAAACUGCACCUCAUACAAAUCAGACCUCAUUUACGAAAGCGGGAUCGCCAAACAGUGAAAAUAACGGUUUGAGUUCCUCGCCUGCCAUUUUGCAUCUUCCUCUCCAUUGCCAAACCCAGAUCCGAGGCAGGGCAUCGUGGGAUACCAACGGCUCUCACCAGGGAUCUGUUCUAAGUGGAACCUCUGCAGAAGUAGUUACGGACUCAAAGCAGGACAGCAGCAGUCCCAAUGCAGAAGAAAGAAAUGGAAUGAUCGUCCUCAGGAGCACAGACAGAGCAGUGUUCUCUGACCACACUGAAACAAAGACCACCUCAGAAAGUUCUUGGCCUUCCUCUGCCUCCCUCUGCCACAGCGUUGGAGUAAAACAAGGGACAUAUAAAUUACAAAGGGAAACAUGUUCUACUGUGGCAAAAGAAGGUGUAGAGGAGGCCUGUGAGCUCAUUAGUCCUGGAGAAAAGAAAUCAUUUGUAGACUGGUUCUCCUCUGGCCCUGCUGGAAGUCCACCUAACACGGGGAGAGAAGAUGUGGAUGCUUUCCUUAAACCAGAAGCACCAGAGGGGCAGGUAGACGACCAGAUCAUAGAGGUGGACGGCUGGUGCCACUUGCCUCGGUUCCCCGUCAAACCCUCCAGGCCAGCGGAUAAGACCAUGCAGACCUGCUGGGGGCUUCCCGAAGCAGAGGUGCGUGUCUGGGGGGCACAGAUCCUGUUGGCCCUGGAGAGCCUGCAUCAGCAAGGCAUCCUGUGUCGGGAUCUCAACCCUAGAAACAUUCUGCUCACCAGCAACGGGAAGGUGUGUUUGACUUUUUUCAGCCAGUGGAGCGAGGUUCAGUCAGAGAUCAGCUCCAAAGCAAUGGAACAGAUGUACUGUGCUCCAGAAAUCGGUGGGGUGUCGAGGAUUACAGAAGCUUGUGAUUGGUGGAGUCUUGGGGCUUUGCUGUUUGAACUUCUAACAGGAAUGCCGCUGUGGCAGCUCCAUCCAGCAGGAAUCCACUCCCACACCCAGCUGCUCAUCCCCGACCACCUGAGCACUGCAGCUGCGUCUCUGCUCACCGAGCUGCUUCAGUUCGACGCUGGCUAUCGCCUGGGUUCUGGAGGUGGAGGUGUAAGCGACAUCAAGUGUCAUCCCUUCUUCUGCGGAGUCUCCUGGAAAGCUCUGAGCUGCUAGAAGGAGCGACUGAUUCCUGCGUGCUGCAUUUGAAGAUGAACACUCAGCUGAAUACGAGCAUCCUAAUACGCCCCAGACGGAUGUAGCACCAGAUACUGUUUUCAGUCGCAUUUUGUGCUUCCCAAAGAAAAAAAAUGAUAUAAUAAAAACUGAAACUACUGAACGAUGUCCCACAGAAAACAAAGAGAUCUAUUACUUUACACAUCUGACGCUCAUAUGGAAACUUAAGGAUGCAAGUGAAGCAAAUUUGAUAAGUUUUACACAUGAGCAGAUGAACUUCAUUAUCACCAUGCAUGAGAACUGAUGCCACCUAAAACGUAAUUGUGACAAUUUCAAAUUUUUGGACGAUCUACUAUCAGUUAUUAUAUAAAGACAAUGAGGCAAUAAAUUGUUUCAUCUUCUUUGCAUA